Molecule: messenger RNA, 4045 nt
Organism: Spinacia oleracea (spinach)
Lineage: Eukaryota; Viridiplantae; Streptophyta; Magnoliopsida; Caryophyllales; Amaranthaceae
Product: leucine-rich repeat receptor protein kinase MSP1-like
Exons: 2
Coding region: 92-3874 (1260 amino acids)
Biological process (GO): protein phosphorylation
Molecular function (GO): receptor serine/threonine kinase binding; protein kinase activity; ATP binding
Source: RefSeq, a predicted model, not a curated record
UUGCAUACAAUAAAUGCAGCCUUCAACAGCUUCAACCCCCCACACUAUUAACACUCUCACAUAAGGGUUGAAGAAUAUAUACUCAUGAGUCAUGAUCUUAAAUAGAAUGGCGAAUCCGAGUCUAGUUCUUUUAGUAUUGGGCAUGCUCUGUGCUGCCACUGCUUCGAGUGACAUAGAGAUAGUCUCUUCUCUAAGAAAGACUCUAAUCCAAAGAAAACACAUGAUUCCUAGCUGGUUUUACCCAAACACACCUGUCUGUAACCUAACAGGUGUGGUAUGUAGAAACUCGGAAGUCGUUCUUGGGCUUCAUCUACCUUGCAGCACGCCGCUAGACUUUCCUAUUCCUAGUAGCAUAGGAGAGCUUAAACAGCUGAAGUUUCUGAAUCUGAGUCAGUGUGGAUUCAUGGGCGCCGUUCCUCCAAAUGUAUGGAGUCUUAAGGAGCUUCAGAUUCUAGACCUGAGUGGUAAUGAACUGUCUGGAAAUUUACCUACAUCAGUAUCAAACCUGAAAAAUCUGAGGCAACUAGUACUUGAUGGUAAUAGCUUGUCUGGUCACUUGCCUUAUACAAUUGGCCUUCUAACUGGUCUUAUCGAGCUUUCAGUUCGUGACAAUGUUUUCUCUGGGAAGCUUCCACCGGAACUUGGAAAACUCUCAAAAUUGGAGUCUCUAGAUCUUAGUGCUAACUCUUUCUCUGGUGCGCUUCCUUCAAGUUUGGGUGACCUUGCUAGCCUCUUGUUCUUUGAUGCUAGUAGCAAUAACUUUAGUGGUCCAAUUUUUGCUGGGUUUGGAAAGCUAAGGAGUCUUGAGAAGAUAGAUCUCUCUUUAAACUCCAUAAGUGGGCCCAUACCGGAAGAUAUCGGGAAACUGAGGAAUCUAACUUCAAUAAUUUUGGCAGAUAACAGCAUUAGUGGAGUAAUUCCAUCAUCUAUUGGCAAUCUUAGGGCACUUCAGGAGUUCAAAAUCCAGAACUGCAGACUUACAGGUGCCUUACCCAACGAAUUGACUGAGCUAUCUAACUUGGGUUACCUCAACAUUGGACAGAACUCUUUUGUGGGGGGAUUGCCAGAAAGUGUAGGGAAAAUGACCAGUUUAAGGUACUUUCUAGCUGCAUAUGCUGGGUUGAGUGGGAGCAUCCCUGGACAACUGGGUAACUGCAAGAAUCUGAAGGUUUUAGACCUUUCCUUCAACUCAUUCUCUGGUCCUUUAUCAGAUGGUCUUGCUGGUAUGGAAUCAAUUCAAGAUCUUAUGCUUACUUCCAACCACUUAUCAGGCAUGAUCCCUAGUUGGAUUUCCAACUGGAAACACAUAGAAUCUAUAAUGAUGGCAUAUAACCUCUUCACAGGGUCUAUGCCGCCACUCAAUCUGCAGAAGCUCAAGUUGCUCGACAUGAAUUCUAACAUGCUUUCUGGUGAGUUGUCUUCAGAAAUAUGCAAUGCCAAGUCAAUAAAUAUGUUGUCAUUGUCAAACAAUAAAUUCAUUGGAAUCAUUGAGAAUACCUUUAGAAACUGUACUGGUUUGAAUACUUUGAUAUUGUCUGGAAACAAUCUUUCUGGUGAGUUACCUGAUUACUUAGGUAAACUCCCUCUGAGCACCCUGGUAUUGUCAAAAAACAGAUUUCAUGGAAAGAUUCCUGAUCAGCUGUGGGAGUCAAAGUCUCUUAAGGCGAUAUCUAUGGGGAAUAAUUUGCUUUCUGGAAAGAUUCAUCCAUCUCUUGCCAUGGUUCAGACAUUACAGAGACUGGAAUUAGGUGAUAAUUUCUUUCAAGGAACAAUCCCGGCUUCCAUUGGAAGAUUGAGGAACUUAACUAACCUCUCUCUACGUGGAAACCAGUUGACAGGAGAGAUCCCUGUGGAUCUUUUCAACUGCACAAACCUUGUAUCAUUGGAUCUUGGUUCAAACAGCUUUACCGGUCAUAUUCCAAAGUCAAUUUCAAGGUUGAAAUUGCUAGAUAAUUUGGUAUUAUCCUGGAAUAACUUCUCUGGCCUCAUACCUGAAGAGAUAUGUUCUGGAUUCCAAGAGGUGCCCUUGCCAGAUUCUGAGUACACUCAGCAUUAUGGUAUGCUUGAUCUCUCCCACAAUAAGUUCAUGGGUCCAAUUCCUGCAUCAAUGGGUCAGUGUUUUAUAAUCAGGGAACUGUUAUUACACAACAAUGAGAUGAAUGGCAGCAUUCCUUCUGAAUUAUUCGGUCUUCCUUACAUGAGAUUGCUGAAUUUGUCUACAAAUCAUUUAACUGGUCCAGCCAUACCUAAAAAUUUUACGUUGAAGAAUCUGCAGGGCCUUAUCCUUUCCCACAAUAAGCUUACCGGUACUAUUCCUGAUGACAUGGUCUCUUUAAUGCCUCGCUUAACUGAACUGGAUAUUUCAUGGAACUUUUUCAGUGGUUCAUUGCCGCCAUCUGUGCUCAGCAUUGAAAGCUUGUUCUACCUGGAUAUCAGUGCAAAUUCCCUUUCAGGAACAAUCUCUUGUCACUUUGCAUCUCCCAGUUCGCUUGUUCAUCUAAAUGCUAGCAACAACCAAUUUUCUGGUCCCCUUUGUGACUCCCUUUCAAAUCUAACCAUCCUCUCCUAUCUUGACCUGCACAGCAAUGCUUUGACAGGAAGCAUUCCACCCUCUAUAACAAACCUAGCUUCCUUGACUUACUUAGAUCUUUCUGGUAACAAUUUUGAAAAUUACGUUCCAUGUAACAUCUGUGAUAUUGAAGGCCUCUCCUUCAUCAACCUCUCUGCCAACAAAUUCUUGGGAUUUGUGCCCGAGUCCUGCACUGAGCAAAAUGGACCAUGCUUAGCCUCUUCCCGUCCACCAACUAAGACCCAUGUUUGGGGUGCCAUGAUUGGGCUCACAGCCUUUGUCCUUCUUGUUCUAGUCAUCUACCUGGGUAAACAGUCAAAAUUGAAGCACAGCAGUAAAAGGGUUGAGCUAGUAAUGACAGUUGACCGGGGCAGUAAUGAGACAUUAAGCAUAAACCUUGGUACAUUCGGGCUUUCUCUCACCCGCUUUCGCCAUUCAGAUAUAUUAUCAGGCACUGACAACUUCAGCGAUACACAAAUUAUCGGUGCUGGUGGAGUCGGUACAGUUUAUAAGGCAUCCCUUCCACAGGGGCAAACCCGGCGAACGAUGGCUGUCAAGCGGCUAAAUAGGGGACACUUUCAUGAUGAUCGACAGUUUCUAGCUGAGUUGGAGACUAUUGGAAAGGUUCAACACAAAAACCUGGUACCAUUACUUGGGUAUUGUGUCUUUUCUAAGGAGAGGUAUUUAGUGUAUGAAUACAUGGAGAACGGGAGUCUUGAUGAGUGGUUGUGGAACCGAGCUCCUAUAGUGGAAGCCCUCAAUUGGCCUACCCGUUUUAAGAUCUGUUUGGGGGCUGCUCAGGGAAUUUCCUUUCUGCAUCACGGGUUUGUGCCUCACAUCAUUCACAGGGACAUUAAGUCCAGCAACAUACUACUGGACCACAACUUUGAACCAAAAGUCUCGGACUUUGGACUGGCCAGAAUUAUCAGUGAUUAUGAGAGCCAUUUCAGCACUAUUCUCGCUGGCACAUUAGGUUACAUUCCUCCUGAGUAUGGACAGUCUAUGAUUGCGACAACAAAAGGAGAUAUUUACAGCUUCGGAGUGGUGAUGCUGGAGCUGGUGACUGGCAGGGCACCAACUGGGCAGGCUGACAUUGAGGGUGGUAAUUUGGUGGGUUGGGUGCGUUUGAUGGUGGCCAAUGAGAGAGAAGAUGAGCUGCUUGAUUCAUAUGUUCCACCAAUGUGGAGGCAUCAGAUGUUGAAGGUCAUCAGCAUAGCUCAACUGUGCACCAAUGAUAGCCCUGCAACAAGGCCCGAGAUGCAUGAAGUUAUACAGCUCUUGAAUGAGAUAGGAGAAUUAGAAUGAUCAUUAAGUUUCAAUUGUUUGUGAUUUUGGAACUUAUUUUGUUAUCAGUCAUAUAGGCUUUGGUAUCACUAACCUUUAUGCCUACGGUAGAAAAUUGUAACCGAUGAUGGAAUGUACAUAUUUCUCACCUGAGUAGCUUUGAUUGCGACUUAGCAAUGACUUUCUAGAUCA